UGUGGAUAAUACCCGAGGAACAGGGCGCGGCUGACUGUAACAUGGCAGAAGCAACAAAUGGUACGUGACAUCAGAAUAUUAUAGCCAGUCGGUAAUGCACUCUAUCUGUUUUGUAAUGUCGAACCCCUGUCAGCAGCAGUAAAAGAAUAUUUAAAUCAUUUUUCCCGACUGUGAAUAAUUUUUCGCGUAAAGUACUUUGUUAUUUAGUCGGGGUGGAUACAACGGACGUGAAAUUAAAGCAAUUGUGGGUAAAACCGUACUGACCAAGCCAGAAUCGUCUAUAGCCAUUGAAAAUGUUAGUAAAUUAUUCUAAUUAAGCCCUGACGUAACAAUCAUUUCAAAUCAAACAAAAGUGAAAGCCUUGAUUGACUCCGGUCAAUAAAAUUAAUGAAUAUUGCCAGCCUUGAUUACCUUGGCAAUCCAGACACCUUCCAUUUUGCUAGUAUCGAAUAAAUUUUCAAAUUUUGGCUGUUCAAAUUUCAAUUGAAAAACGAUAUCGAGACGAUGAACGAAAGGGGGUUCGCUAUGGUUUCUGACUCACGCUGCGCAUUUGGCGUCGAAUAAAAUAUUCGGAUAGCAACCAAAAGCAACUUGUCAUUGCUAUACACACACGCAACUUUUUUAUUUUAUUUAUUUUUUAUUAUUAUUAUUUUUCUAAUUUUUUUGGGCACAAGUUGACAGGUGUCACUCCUGAAUAGAAAAGCCAAACAAGGCUGGAUCCAAACUCAUUUCCGAACAUUAAUCUUUAUUUGUGGCGCACUUAUACAGUCUGGCAAACCAGCAGUUCGCGUGUCAAUUGAAAACAAAAAAUUUGAAAAACAAUUCUUCGCUCAGAAACCAGUUCAUUCUGGUUACCUAGUACACUGCGUGAAAACUGUCAGGUCGGACUUCGGCCUUUAAGUCAAUUUUUUAAUUAUUUAAAAUAAGAAGUUCAGAAAAUGUUCAUUUAAAGGUCAAGUUUUGGACAGUUUUGAAAAUCUGAUGUCUUUUAAUAGCCCCAAAUGGACACAUCUUGCACCCAUGUGUACGCCACUGAAUACUACUAUGAGAUCCAGUUCAUACAAACAAGAAUCGUCCUAUCUAGAUACCUAUGAUGAGUCGGAUUUUAAAUUGAUCGGCUUCCGCGUGAAAGGCAACAACUGGCACUGAUGCGAUAGAGUGCCACCCCCUUUGUAAAGCUCCUUUCCACAGACUGAACAAGUCCCUUCCCCAAAAAAUGUGGAGACCGAAUCAUCAUAAACAUUUCAGAUUGGUACUAUAUGAGGCCUUGUACGCACACGUAUUUCGGAAACACAUUUCUCGUUCGGAGCACGCCUCUCCAAACGUGUUAGUAUACCGUAGCUCGUUUUAAAACUGGGCGCACACAACCGAUGAGGUUAUUCACUGAUCCACCUUUCGACAAAGUGGCAGUCCCCUGACACUACCAACGGCGAAUGCGUCGGUCAGUAAUUAUUCCGAAUCCGGCGUUUAACAAGGGCCGGAGGACGAUUUUCAACCAGCCAAUCAAGGAAGUUUUGGAAAAGCAUUUCCACAAGCGAAAAUGGCCGACAGUCGAGGAAAUCGCUUUUCUGGCCGACGUGUUGCAUCUGGACAAGAAAGUCUUGCGCAUCUGGUUCAGCAACCGACGCCAAAAGGAGAAAAGGAACAACAUGACGCCAGGCGAACUGAUGGAAGGCAUCCGUUUGACUGAAGCACUGGCGACGCACACUAAUAACCACAGCAACGAGGUAGACACUCUUCCAUUCACUUUAUCGGCCGUGCUAAGUUCCGAAAACGUCAAGCGCUUCUCUCUGGGUAAGCCGAACCGGAAGGCACUCCGGCGGACGGUUUUGGUGCUGGGAACCGGAGGACAAAUCCACCCGAUAUUCGUCAACCAGAUAAUCAACUACAUCGUCAACGUCGAAAAAGAGGAUAUCUUCCAAUUUCUGGUGGAAGAAGAGACUGGCCAAUCGAAUUGCAUUUCCGUCUACGACAUUCACCACGCGGAAGGAUUCCGCAUUCCGUUUUCACUGACGAUUGUGGUCACGCCUUACUCUGGCGACUCGGAAGAAGAACUUUUCAGGGAUGGAAAAGUGGCUGAAAUGUUCCGCGAGUUCAUGGACACCAGGGACGGAAUCCAGGAACUGGACAUGAUCUGCAACGUCACCGUGGACACUGGCGGAAGAAAACAACAAUUCCUGUCCAUUUUCGGUAAAGACAUGGGGAAAAACAUCAACAACUGGAAAUUGUCGGUAGAUUUCUUGUGCGACAAGGGUCCCUGGCAACCGGUGGUCCGGCAUUUCUUCACUGUGCUGGCGACUAUGAAAACAGCCUCACUUUUAACGACAAAAUUGGUUCUGAAUGAGAGAAAACGGUUGGAUGUGACGGUAGGGCAACUCCAGUCAUUAAUCGCAAAAGUGGCUCCUAAAAUGGAAGAGAUCAACGCCACAAAAAUAGAAAUGAAGCACUUUCAAGAGCAAAUAGAAACCGAAUUAAUACAUUACAAUUCUUUGCUUCCUGAACUGUGUACCCCGAGUUCCUUUUCCAUUGCGCCCGGCCUCUAUAACGAAUUAAGAUACGUCAAAGGGGAAGGUGCUGGCCAUUCGUCGAAAGAUCAAGUCAAUCGAAUGUACCGCGAAGCUAAAAUCAAAUGGAAUGAAAUAGAGUCCAGGGGAUCGCAAUUGCUGGAGUUGCUGCACAAAGAAAUCUUACAUAACGCAGCGGCCAUGAAGAUGAAUUUCAAAGACACUUGGGACUGUAUGCGGCAAAUCAACAGGAUCGCCCUUCACGGUAAUUCCUUUCUAACCCAAAGAGUCUUCGACCUCCUCUUUGACGUCGAGCAGCAUUUGAAGCAACAUUUGCCUGUCAGAAAAAAGAUGUAAAAGGAACAAGGACAUAUCAUUUCAGAAGUAGAAAUUACCAUUUGACGCAUUUUCCUACCUAACAAAUGUGUUUCAUCUGCUUGUUGCUGUGAUUGUAACCCUGUAGAUUUAGGUUUGGGUGCUGGUUUUCGGUUCAUUCUUUUUCCACCGUCGUUGGUACCUGUAUGAUAAUCAGUUGAAAUCAAAUAAAUUGUGACGGAAAUGGGAAA
This is a messenger RNA of Daphnia pulex (common water flea), 3070 nucleotides long. RefSeq lists its product as uncharacterized. The coding region runs from base 1434 to 2861 and encodes 475 amino acids. NCBI's taxonomy places the organism in Eukaryota, Metazoa, Arthropoda, Branchiopoda, Diplostraca, Daphniidae. Gene Ontology annotation, molecular function: RNA polymerase II cis-regulatory region sequence-specific DNA binding; DNA-binding transcription factor activity, RNA polymerase II-specific. The transcript has 2 exons. Gene Ontology annotation, biological process: regulation of transcription by RNA polymerase II. The record is from RefSeq and is a predicted model, not a curated record.